Mercenaria mercenaria is the source of this 779-nucleotide messenger RNA. RefSeq lists its product as uncharacterized. NCBI's taxonomy places the organism in Eukaryota, Metazoa, Mollusca, Bivalvia, Venerida, Veneridae. The transcript is spliced from 3 exons. Bases 49 to 696 code for a protein of 215 amino acids. The record is from RefSeq and is a predicted model, not a curated record.
GCGCUAGCAACGACUGAAUCUAACAGUCAACAAAUACACGCAGAGACAAUGUUUCGACAAUUUUACGCAGAGCAGAAAAUGGCAGACCCUAGAGACAGUUGGUAUACACCAAAUCUGCUUUACAAUAUUCAUUAUAGACCACCGAAGCCACCAUCACCACCGAAGAUGAUGGUAGUUACAAGGGAGUUCAACCCAAGUGUCUGUACUUGCGGCGAACACGGUUGUGUCCCUCACUACAGGAUGGAGAGGGAAGUCAUUUGGUCAAAUAAAGAAGUCAGGAAAGAGGCAGAUAUAAAUGUAAAGGAAGUGAUUCAAGCUGAAGCAGAUGCCAAGCCACAAAUGGAAAGCUUCUCAGACUUAGAAGAUGACAGUAAUGAAGACGAGGAGGACGAUGCUAAUGGUAAAGAUGGCGAAGAAUGGAAAAACGAUGAAUCCUCUGGAGACAGACUUGGUGAUAUCAAAGAAGCUGAUAAUCUCACGAUCAUCGCAAAAUAUGAUGCAGAUAGUUUACCUAGACGUGACGACCUUACCAAGCAGAGCAAAACAGAACAUGAUGUGGUGCAAGCAAUUAGUGUUUCUUCUAUUAAACCGGAUGAAGACUACGAAGAAUUUGGUUCAUCCUUUGGCAUCAUGAGUGUGUACUGUAGUAGUGACCUGCAUAAAUGGAACUCGAUGGAUGAUUCAGUGACUGGGUGAAGCAUGUGAAAUAUUACAGAUUAUAAUAAUUUAUCAAAAUAUUUUGUUUUAACAUUUCCCGUUAAAUAAAUGUUCUUAUUUUA